Molecule: messenger RNA, 195 nt
Organism: Prunus armeniaca (apricot)
Lineage: Eukaryota; Viridiplantae; Streptophyta; Magnoliopsida; Rosales; Rosaceae
Source: the annotation of a GenBank genome assembly
AUGGAUCCCAAUCCAUUAUCUCCACUGGCAAGAGGCAGAAGAGGCAGAUGGGGAAUCAACCCCUUUGCCCACAAUGACAGGAAUCGACUGGGGACAAACUGGAGAAAUCAUCCAGAUCUUAAAGAAGAGGAAGAACACAGGAAGGAAGUUCUGCCCAUGCCAUACAGAAUGGAGCACAUGAUUGACCACGCCUAG